AUGGCCACGCCAGAGUCUGGCCCGAUGCCUCAUCCAGCAGAAGUUCCACCGACCAUACCGUAUCUAGACAAUCUACCGGUAGAAUUGGUCGAAUUCAUAUGCUCUGCGAUCCUUGCGGAUAAGAAGAGCAUCGCCAAGCCCGUCGAUCCUCGGGAAUUUACGCAAUGCUCAAAAACACUUGCAAGACUGUCACGUACCUCCAAGCGCUAUCGUCGAAUCGCACAUCCAUAUCUCUACUCGGAAGUCAACAUUUGCGAGAAUGACAAGACUUGGCUACCUUGCUUCCUGGUCUUUCUGUGGCGUAGGCCAGACCUACGGCCUCUGUUCAAGGAGAUCAACAUCCCGUGUCUGCCAAGGGCUUUUUCAGUCGAUCCAGACACCACGGGCCCCAUACUCGAUGAGAUAUCCUCCCACUUCCGUCUCUCCCCUAUGUUUUCGUGGAAUCCGAAAGCUUGCCGCCAAGAAUGCAGCGAGAAUCGUGAACCCUGCGAUCACUUCAAGCGACUGCUGGUUCUCUUGGCCUUUCUGACACCAAAUGUGACUCGCUGGAGCAUGGUGCCGCAUCACAACUUUUGGUUCAACGAGUUAGCUGAGGCGACAUGGAGAACAUCAUACGUCCAGAAGGUAGCUCCAUCUGACCCUCGGGCACUCACGUCUCUGCAACACCUGUGGGUGCCUGGAGCACAGCCAUUCCCUGUCUCGACAGACCUCUCCGCCCAGGAAUCAGGGCUUCAACUAGCCGGGUGGCUCGUCCCAAGUCUUCGAACUUUACGACUACGCAAUGCAGGCAUAUAUCGCCCACUUAAUAGAGGUGUUAGGCUCACCAACAUGAGAGAAAUAGUCAUAGAUUUCGGUCUUCUAACGGAGGGCGGCUUAUUGAGUCUGGUUGGCGCGUGCAAAGUCUUGGAGAGCUUCUACUUUUACUCUAGAGGAAACUCCCCUGUUUUCCCCAACGGUUUCGGUGACAGAUCAUUGCGUGAGAACCAUCCUUUUGAGUUCCUGCCACGACAUAUUGUUCCUGCAUUCAGUCACUUGAAAGGCACUCUUCGGCACCUCGCCAUCAAUCGGUGGGAUGGUGCUCGAGGAGAGACUGACCACAAUAUCAACAUCCACAUCGACAAUGAGGCCCUUUAUGCGACCUCGCCUGCAUGGAGAGGAAGCGUAGUGGACAGGACGAUGGGCAGUUUCAAGGACUUUAGGGUCUUGGAAACUCUGAAGCUUGACUCUACAUGUUUACAUCACGUCAGAGUUGGGCCUCGCAGACCCCGCAUAGACCUCCCAGGGGACCAUCUCACAAGCCGUCUGCCCCCAUCCCUGCGCCAUCUCGUUCUUCCUGGCGCUCCCCCUCAGAUGAUCCCAGCACUUCAUGCACUGGCCUCAAGCGCAGCCUCCGAGUUCCCGUCUCUGAGACUGGUUGAAGCAACGGCCGCCGCAAGGGAUGUUCGCAAACGAGAAACAUCGUGGCGCAAGUAUAGUGGCCCCAGGUUGAUGAGAGAUAAGUACUCCAAGUUCAUAAAACCCGAUGACUGGAACUCUCUCGAAGAGAAGUUUGCGGAUGCUGGAGUUCAACUCACACACAUCAACUCUGGCAAUACCAGCUGCUUCGCAAGAGAUGUUCUCGAAAACGCCGGCCUCAUUGGGCCUGAAUCAGAAGAGGUGUACGCUGGCCCCCAAACCUUCCUUGGGUCAAUUUUAUUUUGCUGA
Messenger RNA from Trichoderma aggressivum f. europaeum, 1704 nucleotides. RefSeq lists its product as uncharacterized. The record is from RefSeq and is a predicted model, not a curated record. The transcript has a single exon. The coding region runs from base 1 to 1704 and encodes 567 amino acids. Lineage: Eukaryota; Fungi; Ascomycota; Sordariomycetes; Hypocreales; Hypocreaceae.